Molecule: messenger RNA, 1092 nt
Organism: Schizosaccharomyces osmophilus
Lineage: Eukaryota; Fungi; Ascomycota; Schizosaccharomycetes; Schizosaccharomycetales; Schizosaccharomycetaceae
Gene: rlp1
Product: RecA family ATPase Rlp1
Exons: 1
Coding region: 1-1092 (363 amino acids)
Source: RefSeq, a predicted model, not a curated record
AUGAAAGCGACAGAAUGGGUGAUGAAGCUCCGAAACCAACGGGAACGGUGGAAACGACAAGAACAACGAAGCGAUUGUGAAAGCGGUGACAAGGUAGAAAGCGAAAACGAUGCAAUUGAAUCGUUGAUGUUUUCGCAAGUCCGACACGGCGAAGUGUACGGGAUUGAAGGAAUAAGCUGUUCAGGAAAGACGGAAGUGUUAUAUCACCUUGCGGGAAAUGCCUUGGUAAAGUCAGCGCAGGCAUUGAUCUUGGUGAUCAAUAGCGAGUGGGACUGGAACCAAGAGCGAUUGGUGCAAGUGGUGCAUGAGAAGCUGAUCCAAAAAGAGAAGCAUUUGGAGGUGUGUGGAUGUGGUAAAGAGAAUGCAGACUCGUUUUUAUCGCAGAUGCCUUCCUCGUCGUCGUCAUCAUCAUCGUCGAGCGAAGGCGUUGAAGGAACCGUGCUGGAACCCCAAAGGAAAGACAGUUUGGGAAAGCCUGUGGAAGAGGAAACGACGACGAAAGGAAGAAAAACAUGCACUGUAUGGAAACGGGCACAAGAGAUAUUACAACGACAGUGUGUGAUAGUAUGGCCUACGGAAUUUGAAGGAUGUUUGGAUAGCAUUCCAAACAGUGCAGACGAACUUGAAACGAUAUGGAAGCGACACCAACAUGGAGAAGGAGAGCCUGUACCGCUUGGAUUUCGAGAAGCCAAAGAGGAAAGAGCGGCUGAUGGAGAGCGAUUUGGAUCACUGGAAACAAAGAGAACCGAGAUGCAUUUGGCGUAUGUAUUUUUGGAUGGAUUGUCGUCGUUUUAUUGGCAAGUGAGAUUGGAGCGAGGAUAUGGAAAGCGCUAUUUCGAGUUAGAACGCAAGUUGAGGACUGCAUCCAAGAUGCUAGGUUGUCGGGUGGUGUGUACGAAUUGGUGCUUGAACGCAAAAGCGCAUUUACCAGUGACUUUGGAAACGUUUCGAACCGAGCGACGAGCACAUACGCGAUUUUACUUUGAACAGCGGCGGACGAAAUUGGGGUGUUUAUUUUUUUUGGAUGCCAAAGGAAUCACGUAUCGCAAGCAGGACAAGGACGAGAAUUCGCAAAAGAAAUUCAUGGGAUAA